AUGCGCGGGUUGGAGGAGCCAGGACCUCGGCCCACAACGACCGGGUGUGGCUGUGUGAAGCCGGCUCUAGAGACAGGGAAUCUUUUAACUGAGCCAAUUGGAUACUUGGAAUCCUGUUUCUCCACCAAGAAUGGUACUCCAAGGCAGCCAUCCAUUUGUAGUCAUUCAAGGGCUUGUUUGAAAAUUAGAAAGAGCAUCUUUAAUAAUCCUGAACAUUCCUUGAUGGGCUUAGAACACUUCUCUCAUGUUUGGAUUUUGUUUGUUUUUCACAAAAAUGGCCAUUUGAGCUGUAAGGCAAAAGUGCAGCCGCCUAGGCUGAAUGGCGCCAAGACGGGAGUUUUUUCCACAAGGAGCCCUCAUCGUCCCAACGCAAUAGGACUGACCCUGGCCAAACUGGAGCGGGUGGAAGGUGGCACUGUUUACCUUUCGGGAAUCGACAUGAUCCAUGGCACGCCCGUACUAGACAUAAAGCCCUAUAUAGCCGAUUACGACUCGCCACAAAGCUUGGUUGAGCCCCUAGGGAAUUUUGAUUCACAGUAUCACCAACAUAAACCACACACUGAGUUCCAGCCUGACAGCAAGACUGCGAGCUGCAACCAGCAGCAGCUGUCAGGGUGGGAUGAAGCACAGCCACACAGUCGCACGGAGGAGAAUUUGAAAUAUCCAGGUGAAGCCAGAACUUCAGGAAGAAACAGCUCGAAACACGACGAGACAGCAAAUGUCCUACAAUACCCACCUAAGCACAGGGAGUUGGGAGCAGAUUUGGGUGUAGAGUCAAGAGGAGACCAGAGUUCCUUCGUGGCGGGAGACCGUGACAGCCCAUGUCACCUGGAGAAGAGCACCUCAGAGGGAAGCGUGGACAAGAGCCACCCGAGUGGGAGAGAAGCCGCGGCCACGCCAGGAAAGGAUGUGGCGCUGCAGGGGCCUCCCCCUCCUCCCAGCAUGGCUGAGGCAGCUCGGAGCAGUGCGGUGCCUGCCUGGGUGCGGGAGGCCCCCGUGACCCCCUUGGAAGUCAGGUUCACUCCUCAUGCAGCGAGGGACCUGGGGCACCUGAGUUCAGAAGGUGUGGGUCAGGCUUCAUUUAAGUAUUUUCAGUCAGCAGAGGAAGCCAGGCGUGCCAUUGAGGCUGUGCUGUCAGCCGACCCUCGGUCUGUGUAUCGCCGGAAGCUUUGCCAGGACCGCCUUUUCUAUUUCACUGUAGAUACUGCACAUGUCACUUGUUGGUUUGGUGAUGGCUUUGCAGAGGUUCUAAGGAUCAAGCCAGCUUCAGAGCCUGUUCCAGUGACUGACCCUGUGGAGUCCUUGGUGUCUCUGGGAUCGUAAGCGCCUCCAUCUCAUCUUCAUGACCGUCUGGAUGACAUUGGCGUGACUGUUGGAUUUUCUGCCCGAGUUUAUGGUGUGCUUUCUUUGCAGAAAGAAGCAACAUUUUGAUCUCACUGCUGGGUGAAUUUAAAUUGUUAAACAUAUUUAUUUGAAAAACGUAUUUUAAUAAACUUA
Molecule: messenger RNA, 1497 nt
Organism: Condylura cristata (star-nosed mole)
Lineage: Eukaryota; Metazoa; Chordata; Mammalia; Eulipotyphla; Talpidae
Gene: TRMO
Product: chromosome unknown open reading frame, human C9orf156
Exons: 5
Coding region: 1-1323 (440 amino acids)
Source: RefSeq, a predicted model, not a curated record